Messenger RNA from Schistosoma bovis, 3294 nucleotides. NCBI's taxonomy places the organism in Eukaryota, Metazoa, Platyhelminthes, Trematoda, Strigeidida, Schistosomatidae. The record is from the annotation of a GenBank genome assembly.
UAAACCUCUUUUUUACCUUUUGUAUCCAUGGCGUUUACACAAUUUUAUUCCAUUAUCCUUAUUAUAUUUUGUUUAAAUUUAUAUAAAACACAUAAGACAUAUGUAUAUCAUUAUACAACAAAUAUCACAGAGAAUUCACAUAAAGAAAUGCUUUUACAAAGUAUAUCAGGUUAUGUUUAUAUUACACCAAUAAUAAUGAAAGAAAUGAAUGAUACAAUGAAUGAACUAUAUAAUAAAACAUUAUGGUAUAUCACAUUGAAUAUUACUAAUACUACUCAUAAAGAUCAAUUCAUAGAUCCAUUCAUCACUUUAAAUGGUUUAAUCUUAUUUGAUCAUAAAGGAUUGAUUGAUAGAAUCUAUAUGCCACAAUCUAAAUCUGUAAUGUAUCAUAUACAAUUGAAUUUAUUCAAAGGAUUAUUAAGUUUAUUAAAUAUACAUAAUACAUUUGAACCAGGUUAUGAAAUAGAUAGUUCUGGUAAAUGUUAUGUAACUUAUGCAAUUCUAUCAUCAAAUCGAACAACAACUAAUGAUGAUCAUGAUUUCAUUAUUAUUGAUAAAGAGAAGAAAUUUUGUCAAAGAUUAACUCAUUCCAUUGAUAUAUGGAAUGAGAAUUUAUUAAAGAUAAUAGAAUUAAAAGAAAUAAGACAAUUAAUGACACGUUAUAUCUAUGAUAAAUUCACUUAUCAAAUAUAUAAAAUACAAGGAUAUGAAAGACAAAUUUAUUCCAUGAUUAAUGAUACAUUAGAUAGUAACUAUGGUGAUUAUGAUGAUGAUGAUGAUAAUGGACAAUAUAAACAAUUUAUUAAUUCUACUGGUAUUGAUUUAAUUACAUGGCAACAAUUAGAAUUUAUACAUGAAAUGGAUACCUAUCAUCAUUAUCUUCAUCAUCAUCAUAAUAAUAAUAGAAUAGAAGAAAUGAUUAAAAAACAAUAUGAUUUAACAUUGAAUGAAAUCAUUGAAUUAUUAUUUGAUUCAAAUUAUCAAAUGAUUCAUUUAGGUCUUAUUUAUCCAAUUACAAAAUCAACUAAAUGUAGUUUAAAUGUCAACUUAUUCAAUCAUUCCAAUGACAACAAUGAUGAUAAUGAUAAUAAUAAUAAUUAUCAUGAAGAAUUAAUCCAUUUACGUCAAUCCAUUGAAUCUUAUCGUGAUUCUUUACAAACUGAUCUAAUUGGGACAAUUCAAUCCUCUGAAGCUGUAUUACAUUUAAUUGAUCAAUUACGUUGUCUACCAAAUACAAAUCAAUCGAUUACAAUGUUAAAUAGUGUGACUAUGUUAUCACCACCAGCCAUAGAUACACAUUUAAUUUAUCGUCAAUUGAAUACAUGGAAAGAUCAAUUAAUCGAUAUAUUGAUUAAUUGUGGUACCAAUGUAUGUUUAACUAUUGUAUUCAAUCGAUUAAAUGCAUUAACACAAUUUAUUGAUUUAAAUCAUCAUCAUCAUAAUCAAUAUAAUAAGAAUUCCAUUGAAAUGAUUAAAACAAAAGAAUUAUUAUAUCAAAAAUUAUGGCCAUCUUUAUCCCAUAUAAAUCAAUUAAAUAUUGAACAAAUCAAUCAAUUAUAUCAAUUUUGUGAAAAAUCAAUCAAUAUCGAUCAAAAUUAUGUGUGUUUAAUGACCUUGGUGAAUUUAAAUUCCCGCAUUGAAAAUUAUGAACAAUUUGAUUAUUUUAAACAAAUUAUCAAACAUAUUGAACAUUUAUUAAAUCUAUCUAAUCAUCAUCAUCAUCAUCAUUUAUUAUUAACAAUAGGGAUAUCAUUAAGUAAACAAUUACAUUCUCCUUAUUUAACGAAUUCUUUAUUAGAAUUAUUAUUUAAUGAUCAAUUACCAUUGAUUAUACAUACAUUAAUUAUUCAAGCAAUUGGUGAAAUACAUUUUUCAAAAGAUUCUAAUCACCAUAGUAACAAAAUACAAUUGAUGGAAAUUACAACAAAAUUGAUUGAAAUCUUUUUAACUAUACCAAUUCAUUUUAAUAAUGAAAUAUUAAUUAAUUAUGAAAUAUUUAAAUUAUUAUUAUCAUCAUCAUCAUCAUCAUCUCCGUUUCAUUUAUCUUCCAUAGAGAUUACUUAUUUAUUACGUCAAUUAUCUAAACAACAAAGAUGGACAUUAAUUAAAUUAUGUCGUCAAUUAAUUAUUGAUUGGUGUCAAUUACAAAUAUUGAAUAAUCAUGAAUGUGAUUGUUUAAAUGGUUUAUUAUCGAAAUGUCAAUUAUAUUUAGCUGGUAGUUGGUAUGGUUUAAUUGGUGAUCAUCAGAAUCAACAAUUAAAAUUAAUUGGUAAAUCAAUAUUAUUACAUAAUGAAUUGAUUCAUAUUAAUAAUCAAUUAUUGAUUGAUUAUUAUUCAUAUCUUGUAUAUGAUUCAUAUAAUGGAUUACAAUUAUCAAAUUUUAUGAUGAAUUUAAUCAGUAAAGAUGAUGAAUUAUUAUUAUUUAAUUUUAAUAUACAAGCAAAUGAAUUAAAUAAUUUAAUUAAUUUAUCAUCUCGUAAACAACAAUCACCACCACCACCACCAUCUUCAUCUUUAUCAUCGACGACGACGACGUCGACGUCGACCUCGACGACAACAACAACAACAACAACAGGAGAGACAUGGGUGAAUUAUGAUUUAAAUUAUUUAGGUAUAUCAUUAUUACCAAAUGAAUUAUUUUCUGGUGGAUUAUCUAAUUUAAUGAAAUUAUUCUUAUCAACAACAAAUCAAUUUAAAUCUUUAUUAAAAAUGAUUCAAUUACCAAUAGAUCAAAGAAUUCAAACAACCACGUCUUCUGGAUGGUUAAUACAAAUUGAUCAUUUAACUAUAUUAACAAUGAAUAUAUUAAAUGCUAUAGAAACUAAUUUAUGGUAUUUAACAGGACGUAAUAAUUUAAGAACUAAAAUUGGAUUAAUCAAUGAUAUAAAAAUUCAUUUAGUUCAAUUUGAUGAUCAAGAUAAUACAAUAAAUAUGCCUAGAUCCAAAUUGUAUAUUCAUAAAGGUAAUGCUAUACAAGGUUAUAUUGAUUUUAUUACAAAUAUACAUAUUAAUCAUUUACCUGAUAGUAUUUGUUUAGCAAUGAAUCAAGGUGUGAAUACAUUUAUUGUACAAUGGUAUUCGAUGAAUAAUACUACUCAACAUUCAUCAUUGACUACAAUACAAAAUCCUUCUUCACCUUCUUCUUCCUCUUCUUCUUCUUCUUCACCCUCUUCACCUUCUUCUUCUUCUAUUUAUCAUUAUAUGUCGAAUUAUACAUUACAACCUGUAUCCUAUUUUCUAGGUUAUGAUAAUUCAUUACAAUGUAAUAAGAUGAAAGCAAAAACGAUUUGGUGA